This is a messenger RNA of Hemicordylus capensis (graceful crag lizard), 2884 nucleotides long. RefSeq names its product RAB26, member RAS oncogene family (gene RAB26). The transcript has 9 exons. The record is from RefSeq and is a predicted model, not a curated record. Gene Ontology annotation, molecular function: GTPase activity; GTP binding. NCBI's taxonomy places the organism in Eukaryota, Metazoa, Chordata, Lepidosauria, Squamata, Cordylidae. Bases 165 to 1001 code for a protein of 278 amino acids. Gene Ontology annotation, cellular component: endosome; Golgi apparatus.
GAGAGGCGGGCGGGCGAGCAGGCAGCGGGCGGGGCCGAGCGGGCGCACGGACGGAGCGGAGCUGAGCGGCGCGGCAGCCCGCUAGAGCGUGAGGGGUGAUGCCGGCGCUCGCGGGGCUGCAGGCGGCGGCGGCGGCGAGGAGGGCGCGCUGAGGCGGCAGCAGCAUGUCCCGCAAGAAGAGCCCCCGGGGCAAGGGCGGCACCUCGGCGCCCUCCUCCGCCCUGCCCGCCGCCGCCGCCGCCGGCUCCGCGGCGGGCAAGGGACGGGGCGCGGCGGCGGCGGCGGCCGGGACCAAGGGGGCAGGCGCUGGGCACGGGGCAGCCGGAGCCGCCGCCGAAGCCUCGCCUGCCGCGGCCAACGGGGCGGUGCUGCCCAGCAGACCCUCGCUGAGCAGCAGCGGCGAGUUCUACGACGUCGCCUUCAAGGUGAUGCUGGUGGGCGACUCCGGCGUUGGCAAGACCUGCUUGCUGGUCCGAUUCAAGGACGGCGCCUUCCUGGCUGGGAGCUUCAUCUCCACGGUGGGGAUCGACUUCCGGAAUAAAGUCUUGAAUGUGGAUGGCGUGAAGGUGAAGCUUCAGAUCUGGGACACAGCUGGCCAGGAGAGGUUUCGUAGCGUCACGCACGCAUACUACCGGGACGCCCACGCUUUGCUGUUGCUUUAUGACGUCACAAACAGAGCAUCCUUUGACAACAUCCAGGCUUGGCUGACAGAAAUUCAUGAAUAUGCAAAGCAAGAUGUGGUCCUGAUGCUGCUGGGAAACAAGGUGGAUUCAGCCCAGGAGCGAGUGGUGAAACGAGAAGAUGGAGAGAAAUUAGCCAAGGAAUAUGGAGUGCCCUUUAUGGAGACCAGUGCCAAGAACGGGUUGAAUGUUGACUUGGCGUUCACGGCCGUUGCCAAGGAGCUGAAGCACAGAUCCAUGAAACUGCCCAACGAGCCCAGGUUUAAGCUCCACGACUACGUCAGAAAGGAGGUGAAAGGCACAGGCUGCUGCAGAUCCUAAAAUGUGGGCUCUGUCCGGUGUCAGGACCAGGGCAGCGCCCCUUGGACAGAGACUUGCCACGGGCGUCCCACAUGCCCUGCUGACUCCGCGUGUGCCGCCUUCUGACCUUCCCCACCUCCUGCAGAAACUGUUGUGUCUCUUUGUGUCUGUCUGUCCAGGCGAGAAGGGAGAAGCGAAGGAGAGGACGGGCCGUGGCGGCAUCUUUCUAGGCAGCCAGGGGUGGCUGAGCUGGCCAGGAAAGGAAAGCAUAAAAAUCAGGUGGAUGAGGAGUGGAAACCAGGCCACUGGGUGGGGCGGGAAACAUGGAACAGAAUAAGGGACCAAGCCUAUGAGAGCAGUCGGCAUGGCGGCCCCUGGAAGGUGUGGGAGUUGUGUGGACGUGGGUGCAACUCCCAUGCUGUCCAGGGGCACUUGUAGAAGGAAGGCGCCAUCCUCGUUGCUCUGGGCUGCUCUUGUCGGCAGCAGCAACUGCCUUGGACCCGGAGCUCCCCGUUAUCGUCACCCCUUUGAUCCCUGAUCCCCGCCCGCAGUCUUGGCUCAGCUCCACGACUGUUCUGUACCAGACCCUCCCACCCCUCUCCCACUUUAAAGACCCCCCCCUUUAAAAAUUGGGGGCAGAGGGAGACGGGCUUGCCCACCAGCUUAGCUGAUGCUUGUGAUGGAUGCCAUGCCGAUGGGUUGUCUGUGGACAUCAAGUCGAACUCCAAAAAGGGAGGGGGGGCGUUGCUGUCCUCCCCUCUCUCUGCCCCUUGGUUCGGCUGGUUCAUUUCAGAGUCUUAACUGCUGUGUGUUGGGUGGCAGGUUGGCUUAGCACUUAACAGUUUUUUGCUGCUGUUUAUUUGAAAUACUCCUCCUUCUCAUGCCGUUUGUCUCCUUUGGUUUUAUAAGCAUUUCUUUGGGUUUCUUCUGUGGUGGUUCUUGGUGGGGGGGGGCUCUUUUCCAGCACCUUGUUUGCCUCAUGGGAGUAAAUGGCAGUGGACUGAAGCCAAAAGAUGGACUCAGGGACUCUCUUGAGGUUUGUGUCCUGCUCCUUGCCCCCUCCGCUGCUGGGGAGGCACAGCUUUUGCAUCUCUCCUGGCCCACUGCAGCCGAGGAAACAGUGGGAGACUCACUGAGGAGUGUCGCCAUCUGCAGCUCCCUCCCUGGGCUCAGCUGGAGUGUGCUGGUGGAUUCUAGACUCUACGGGCCAGAAGCGCAUAAGCUCACAGCGCAGCCAGAGUAAGCCACAGUCCUGUGCCCUCCGGCCGGCCCCUGCUGCUGCUCAGAAUCGAGAAUGUACCUGUGUUUUGCACACAAAGUGCUAUCUAUAGACCUGCUACUUACUGGGCUUUCUUCCUUUGUGCAAAUUCCCUGUCCCCCUUUCGGUGUGGCUGGCACUUUGAUUUGAAACGCUGUUCUUUUACUAAGGCUCUUCUUCCUUGAAUUUUCUCUCUGUUCCCUACGUUUCCAAAGGACAAGCUGUCAAUCUGAGCAAGGACAUCUUGGACAAAAGCCAGCGUGCAUGUCAUGUGUCCACAGCCCUCUUUAGCUUCAACUGUCACUUGUACCGUACACCUGUCCGCCAGGGGAAAGCAGUCAUGUGCAGUGUGUGUAGUAUGUCAGUUGGACUGAGGUCUUUGUAUUUUACUUUAGGAAGGCCACUAGGCCUGCUGGCCCCCUGCUCUUGCCCCUGGCAUUGGCAGCUUGGCUUCUGCAACCCCCGUUUUGCAAGAGAAGCAGACUCCAGCUGGGGGUCUGUCCUCUACCUGGGCUUUGACUGCCAGCUCACAACAGAGGCCUGUCCAGCUCCUGAACUACUUCACAGUGUUACAUGUACUCCCUCUCCCCAAAUGCUGGCUGUUUAUAGUUUUCUGUUCCUCUUAAAUAAACGAUUUUUUAAAUGA